CUUUAUUCUGAUGUAUAAUUGUCCACAGCACUUGGAUUAGUGAGCGAAAUACAAAAAAAUGGAGAACGUAACAAUCACUGAUGCGAUUGUCAAGGAUCUUCGCUUUCCAACUUCACUAAAUGCCGACGGAACCGAUGCUAUGCAUACGGACCCCAAUUACUCCUGUGCCUACGUCAUUAUUACCACUAACACAGGAUUCGAAGGACACGGUAUGACUUUUACCCUGGGCAGGGGAACAGAAGUUGUCACUCAGGCAUGCAAAUCAUUAUUCAGACUAGUCAAGAAUAGGAAUGUGAAAGAAAUUUAUUCUGAUUUCGCAUCAUUCUGGAGAGCAUUAACAAGCGAUUCCCAAAUGAGAUGGAUUGGACCCGAGAAAGGUGUCAGCCAUUUGGCGACAGCAGCUAUUAUAAAUGCUCUCUGGGAUUUGUGGGCCAGGAUUGAAGGAAAGCCUUUGUGGAAGCUGCUCGUGGAUUUGACCCCAGAGGAAUUGGUCUCCACUAUUGAUUUUCGGUACAUCACUGACGUUAUUACAAAAGAGGAAGCGGUAGCAAUUCUGAAGAGUAAAGCACAGGGCAAAGAAGAAAGGGAAAAAGUAUUAUUGAAAAAGGGAUAUCCAGCUUACACUACUCAAGUCGGGUGGAUGGGCUACUCAGAUGCAAAGGUCAAAGACCUCUGCAAGAAAUACCUCGAGCUUGGUUUCACGGCUUUCAAAGCUAAAGUCGGAAUCAAUUUAGAAGAAGACAUAAAAAGGUGUCGUCUAAUCAGGGAAGUAAUCGGCUAUGAAAACAAGCUGAUGGUAGAUGCAAAUCAAGUUUGGGAAGUCGAGGAGGCAAUUGCUUGGGUCAAGCGACUCGCCGAAUUCAAAAUCACCUGGAUCGAGGAGCCGACUUCUCCCGACGAUGUCUUAGGACACGCUAGGAUCGCCGCAGAGUUGGAACCUUAUGGUAUAGGCGUGGCGACUGGGGAAAUGUGCGCAAAUCGAAUUAUGUUCAAGCAGCUACUUCAGGCUAGGGCGAUCAAGUACUGCCAGAUUGAUUCGGCUAGAAUAGGAGGCGUGAACGAGAUCCUGUCAGUCUACUUUAUGGCGCUAAAGCUUGGCGUGCCGGUGUGUCCCCAUGCUGGAGGUGUAGGUUUAUGUGAAAUGGUUCAGCACCUACAAAUGUGGGAUUUUAUUGCGUUGAGCGGAACCAGCGAAAACCGAGUUAUUGAAUACGUUGAUCAGCAGCACGAGCACUUUGAGGAUCCUACGAAUGUCCAGAAUGCUCAUUACAUGCCACCAACUGCUCCUGGCUACUCGACUAAAUUCAAGAAGCAAAGCGUUGCUGAAUACGAGUAUCCAACGGGUAUCGAGUGGCAGCGCAUGUUUAAGGAAGGAAUCUUUCCCGAACCAGUUGAUUGAAAUUUAGAGAAAACUGUUCAUGUUCACUCCUGUCCAAUUUAGAUAUAUUUUAUACCUACAUAAAUAUCUGUGUACUCAAAGAUUGAAUUCUUUUACCGAGAUUUUUAAUAAUUAUUUGUGAUCAAGAUAAGUCCUUAACGAAAAACUUAUUUAUAGCUGUAUCAAAGUAAUUGUUGAAAAUUCAGUCAAGUUCAGCAUUAAGAUUGUUUUGUAUAACAAUUAGCUACGGUAACUAGCUUUUGCGAUAUUGCGUACAUUUUUCAAUGUCAU
This is a messenger RNA of Diprion similis, 1669 nucleotides long. RefSeq names its product mitochondrial enolase superfamily member 1-like. Gene Ontology annotation, molecular function: L-fuconate dehydratase activity; magnesium ion binding. The transcript is spliced from 6 exons. Lineage: Eukaryota; Metazoa; Arthropoda; Insecta; Hymenoptera; Diprionidae. Bases 59 to 1399 code for a protein of 446 amino acids. Gene Ontology annotation, biological process: amino acid catabolic process; carbohydrate catabolic process. The record is from RefSeq and is a predicted model, not a curated record.